This is a messenger RNA of Clarias gariepinus (North African catfish), 2210 nucleotides long. RefSeq names its product ring finger protein 115a (gene rnf115a). NCBI's taxonomy places the organism in Eukaryota, Metazoa, Chordata, Actinopteri, Siluriformes, Clariidae. The record is from RefSeq and is a predicted model, not a curated record. The transcript is spliced from 9 exons. Gene Ontology annotation, cellular component: nucleoplasm; cytoplasm. Bases 65 to 1006 code for a protein of 313 amino acids. Gene Ontology annotation, molecular function: ubiquitin protein ligase activity. Gene Ontology annotation, biological process: positive regulation of DNA-templated transcription; protein ubiquitination; ubiquitin-dependent protein catabolic process.
ACGGGUAGGAAAAGUAUAACGCCUGGGGGAACGACGUCAGUGUUUGUGUGCGGUUAUUGGAAAGAUGGCGGAGGCUGCGGCAGUUCCUCCGCAUCGGUUUUUCUGUCACUGUUGUAAAGGCGAAGUGAGACCAAAACUCCCGGAGUAUAUCUGCCCCAGAUGUGACUCUGGAUUUAUUGAGGAGGUGACAGAAGACUCCAGUCUUUUGGACAGUAGUACCAAUGGCCUUGAUGACACAGCUUCACAGUUUGCAGAGCUCUGGCAGCUCCUGUUCGUAGAGCGGCCGUUCACAGUGGACUUGGACAGCCCUGACUCGGAGCCACGGGUUCCAGGAGGUGCAGGAGGACUAGGUCUUGGAGGAGGAUCGUUUGGUGGCUCUGUCCCUGGAGGCCUCAGUGGAAACCUUGGUGGCCCUUUAGGAGGAGGGGGAGGAGGAGAGCACUGGGGCCCGAGCCGCCCCCCUCGCCUGCACACUCAGAGAAGAUACAGAUCCAGAGGGAGCAGUCGGCCCGAUCGUUCUCCUGCUGUAGAAGGGAUAGUGCAACAAUUUCUUGCUGGCCUUUUUGCCAAUUCAGGUGCUCCGGGUUCUCCUCCACUGUCAUGGACAGGCAUGCUGCAUUCAAAUCCCGGUGACUAUGCCUGGGGGCAGGGGGGUCUGGAUGCAGUCAUUACACAGUUACUGGGUCAGUUUGAGAACACAGGUCCUCCUCCUGCAGAGAAAGAGAAAAUCUCCUCCCUCCCCACAGUCAUUGUUUCUCAGGAACAGGCUGACUGCAGUUUGGAGUGUCCGGUGUGUAAGGAGGACUACACAGUUGGGGAGCCAGUCAGGCAGCUGCCCUGCAACCACUUCUUCCACAGUGACUGCAUUGUGCCCUGGCUAGAACUGCAUGACACAUGUCCGGUAUGCAGGAAGAGUUUGAGUGGAGAGGACAGUGGCAAUCAGCCCCCAUCAGAGCCCUCCUCCGUCAACACCGAGCCCCGCACACCGGAAAGAUGGUCCUACUGAGAGACACACAAACACACACACAUGCUUUGUUUCAUUUCUGUGCUAUCUCUGUCUAACUCUUAUAACACACAACGCAUGAGGAUUUGGCAUUCCUUGUCUUAACGCCAGCCUCUCUCUCUCUCCCCCACCUCAUUUUUGAUCAUACACCUAUUGUAUGGUUUACUAUGGCUUGUUUACUGUUUUACUUUUUAUCUAUCAUGCUUCAUCUGUCGUGGCCUCUCUAGUCUUGUUUCCAUUUCUGCAUUGACACUUUUACAUUAACUCAGAGUUGUUUGCAUUUUAUUACGCCUCUUGUCCUGGUGUCUGCUUUCCCAGGCUACUGACUCUGAAGGACGCAUACGCUCACCACCAUAUCUUAAGCAUAACACUACAUGAGCCAUCCUUCUUUUAGAACGUGCAGUGUUAUGCACUUCCCAUGAAGCUGAACUGCACGUGCUACACAGAACCAGCCCCUGUUCAGUCUAAUGGUCAUGGGGUUUAAUGUGUUCUACUGGGAUCAGUUGAGUGUUUAGCUCACCUAUUCAUUGGGUCACCUCAUCCUGUCUUGGUGGUCUAUACCAGUCUCAGAGUGCUCCUCUUUUCUCUCCCUUUUCUCCUCAUCUGUGCACUUUUCCCAGGUGUAUAUAUCACAGGCACAUAUGGUGUCCUUCUCAUCUUCCCCACUGGCAUCACUCCUUUUCUUUUUCUUUUUUUUGUUUUGUAAAUAAUUUUAGUUUAAAAUCUCAUUCAAAGAAAAACAAAAGGAAAGGAAUACUGCAUAUAAAAUGCUGAAUCCCUAAAUAUUAAAAUAUAUAUUAUAUAAACAAUGUGUUGUCAGUUAUGUAUUAAUAAUAAAACUGAAUAAAAUCAGUUAAUUGUUGAUCUUCAUAAGACAGGUUUACAUAAAUUUUUACAUUAAUGAUAUUUACAAGAGCCAAGGACACCAUUUGGUUUCAUUUUGUUUAAUUGAAAUGCUUUGUAGGUCAGUUUACAGCAUCCAGUUAACAUCAGAUUUUGUUAAACUUGUUCAUCCUAUUCUCAACUCAUUCAUUUAAUAGUGAUCAGUUUGAUACAUAAACAACUUUUUUUCCACAUUUUCAGGCUGUUAAAUUUCCAGUGGUUUCUAGACAAGGCCAUGGCGCUUGUGCAUAAUCGAAAAGCAAGACUGAUUAGCUAUACUGAAGUCGUUAAUGAAAUUCAUGUAAUGAAAGUCAGACGUGGAUCA